Pneumocystis murina B123 is the source of this 1071-nucleotide messenger RNA. RefSeq lists its product as hypothetical. Bases 1 to 1071 code for a protein of 356 amino acids. NCBI's taxonomy places the organism in Eukaryota, Fungi, Ascomycota, Pneumocystomycetes, Pneumocystales, Pneumocystaceae. Gene Ontology annotation, molecular function: protein binding. The transcript has 6 exons. The record is from RefSeq and is a predicted model, not a curated record.
AUGAAAGAAUUUCAUCCUUUUUAUAUUGCAAAAUAUCCAGAUGAUUCAAUUUAUGUUUAUAACCUAGGAAUAGCAGACAAUAUUCUUGUUUCUGCUGCUUCAGACAAUACACUUCGUUUAUGGGAUCGAGAAACACUUAAAACAUAUAAAGUGAUUCAUGAAGUUCAUGAUCAUAUUUCGGAUAUGAAAAUAUCAGGAAAUCAUUCUAUCUUGACAUGCGGAGAAGAGGGCACAGCAAAAAUAUGGGAUACUCGAACUUUAGCUCUUUGUGGACAAUUUAAACCUGGUUUUAAAAUUAAUAUUUAUAAACUAUCAUUGAAUGUUUUAGCAAAAAAAAUGCCACUUCUAUGUAUUUCUGAAAACAUUGAAAAAACAAUGAUUGCUGCAGGAAGUGCGUUAUUAGGUUCAGAUGCUUAUCUUUUUUUGUGGGAUCAACGGAAACAAUCGCUUCUUUUUUCAUAUAAAGAAUCUCAAAAUGACGAUAUUACAGACGUACGAUUUGAUUCAAUCCAGUCUCAUCGUUUGUGUGCUGGUGGAUGUGAUGGUUUAAUCAAUAUUUUUGAUACACGAUUUUCCAUCGAAGAUGACGCCAUUAUAAACGUCUUUAACAAUCAAUCUUCUAUACAUAGAGCAGAUUUUCUUGGCCCAAAUAAAGUUUUAGGCUUAAGUCAUAUGGAAACACUUUCCCUCUAUAAUAUAAAUGACAUUUCAAGAAAUAAUACAGAUAAUAUAAUAGAUUCUACAUAUAUUUCAUUAGGAGACUUACGAUCUAAACUCAAUUGCAAUUACGUCAUUGAUAUAAUACUAAAUAUUACAAAAAAUACUGCUUAUAUUUGUUGUGGUAGUCAUACUGGAAAAAUUCGUCUAUUCGAAUUUCAUCAAGAUGCGACUAUUAAUAAAGACGAACAAAUACUUUUACAAGGUCAUGAUGAUUCUAUUGCUCGAUCUCUUGUUUUCGAUCAACAGAUGCAAAUAAUUUAUACUGGUUCUGAAAAUGGUGAAAUACGCGCAAAUCGAUAUGAAACACUUCAACAAACACCACCAACGAAAAAGAUAAAACUAUAUGAUUGA